Malassezia pachydermatis is the source of this 411-nucleotide messenger RNA. Its product is annotated as 60s ribosomal protein l23. Gene Ontology annotation, molecular function: large ribosomal subunit rRNA binding; structural constituent of ribosome. The transcript has a single exon. The coding region runs from base 1 to 411 and encodes 136 amino acids. Gene Ontology annotation, cellular component: cytosolic large ribosomal subunit; ribosome. The record is from RefSeq and is a predicted model, not a curated record. Gene Ontology annotation, biological process: translation. Lineage: Eukaryota; Fungi; Basidiomycota; Malasseziomycetes; Malasseziales; Malasseziaceae.
AUGCCUAAGAUCUCCGUUGGUAACAAGUACCGCAUGACGCUCGCCCUCCCGGCGGGUGCGGUCAUAAACUGCGCCGACAACUCGGGUGCGAAGAACUUGUACGUCAUUGCCGUGAACGGUACUGGUGCCUCGCUCAACCGUCUCCCGGCUGCUGCUGCUGGUGACAUGUUCGUGGCUUCGGUCAAGAAGGGUAAGCCCGAGCUGCGUAAGAAGGUCAUGCCGGCCGUGGUUGUGCGUCAGCGCAAGCCGUGGCGCCGUCGUGACGGUGUCUUCCUCUACUUCGAGGACAACGCCGGUGUUAUUGUGAACCCGAAGGGUGAGAUGAAGGGCAGUGCUAUCACUGGCCCUGUUGCUAAGGAGUGCGCUGACCUGUGGCCGCGUAUUGCCUCGAACGCUGGCACUGUGGUUUAA